AUGCCGCUCUGCGUCUCCGCAUGCAGCGUUGCAGAGCGCCCAAAGGAUGUCAACGUGGUUGAAAAGGCGGGCUGGAACACGGACAAGGACACCGGCGGCGUUGCCACGCUUGCGCGCCCCGAGUCUGGGGACGGCGCGGCCAGCGGCAGCACGAGCCCGCCCGGCGGAAACUUCCGGCUGCUGCUCGUCGACGCGCCCUCGCACACCGAGCAGAGGGUGGUGUCCGGGAUCUGCGGCGUCGUGCGCGGCGUGGACGAGACGCACGCGCGCAACUGCUACCAGACCAGCAAGCAGCUGGGCAUGGCGAUCGUGGUCAGCUGCCUGAAGGAGCACGCCGAGUUCUACCGCCAGCAGCUCUACCUGCACGGCCUCAAGACAGCCAUCGAGCCGGACAGGUCAACUGCCUGA
Monoraphidium neglectum is the source of this 408-nucleotide messenger RNA. RefSeq names its product clp protease adaptor protein. Gene Ontology annotation, biological process: proteolysis. The coding region runs from base 1 to 408 and encodes 135 amino acids. NCBI's taxonomy places the organism in Eukaryota, Viridiplantae, Chlorophyta, Chlorophyceae, Sphaeropleales, Selenastraceae. The record is from RefSeq and is a predicted model, not a curated record. The transcript has 3 exons.